UUGACAGCGAACGCUCGAAAAGUCGCCAACAGUUGGAGUCUUCCUUAAGCAGUGCAGCUCUCAGUUAAAACUUCACUCAAUUGCAGGUACAGAAUUACAUAUUCAAUAUGGCAGACUCCAACGCGCAGCCAAAAUACACAAAACUCUUUAUCAACAAUGAAUUCGUUGACGCUGUUUCGGGCAAAACCUUUGCCACCCACAAUCCAGCGACGGGCAAAGAGAUCAUACAGGUUGCCGAGGGCAGCAAGGCUGAUGUAGAUCGAGCUGUUGCCGCCGCCAAGAAGGCAUUCCAUCGUGGCUCCGCCUGGCGUCAGAUGAGUCCGCUACAGCGCACCAAUCUGAUGAACAAGCUAUGCGAGCUGAUGGAGCGCGACAAGAACUUUCUGGCUAGCAUUGAGACACAGGACAAUGGCAAACCGUUCGCGGAGGCGCUCUUCGAUGUGACCAUCUCGAUAAUGACGCUCAAGUAUUAUGCCGGCUGGACGGACAAGUUCUUUGGCGACACGAUUCCCGCUGGCGGUUUCAUUGCCAUGACGCGCAAGGAACCCGUCGGCGUUGUGGGCCAGAUAAUACCGUGGAACUAUCCGCUGUUGAUGUUGUCCUGGAAAUGGGGUCCCGCUUUGGCUGUUGGCUGCACCAUUGUCAUGAAGCCGGCCGAGCAAACACCUCUGACUGCCCUGCACAUGGCUGCACUGGCCAAGGAGGCCGGCUUCCCGGCGGGCGUCAUAAAUGUGAUCAAUGGCUUUGGACCCACCGCUGGCGCCGCGAUCAGUGAGCAUCCAGACAUUGCAAAAGUGGCGUUCACCGGCUCGGUUGAUAUUGGUCGCAUUAUCAUGGAGGCGGCAGCCAAGUCGAAUCUAAAGCGCGUCUCACUGGAGCUGGGCGGCAAGAGUCCCGUGGUGGUGUUCGAGGAUGCGGACAUUGACUACGCGGUGGAGACCACCCAUGAGGCGCUGUUCUCCAAUCACGGCCAGAGCUGCUGUGCCGGCAGUCGCACCUAUGUGCACGAGAAAAUCUACGACAAGUUUGUGGAGAAGGCCGCCGCCAAGGCCAAGGCACGCAAGGUGGGCAAUCCUUUCGAGCAGUCGGUGCUCCAGGGACCGCAAAUCGAUGAGGAAAUGAUGACCAAGGUGCUCGGAUACAUCGAGAGUGGCAAGCAGCAGGGCGCCAAACUGCAGGCGGGUGGCAAGCGUAUUGGCGAUGUGGGCUAUUUCAUUGAACCGACUGUCUUCUCGGAUGUAAAGGAUGACAUGCGCAUUGCCCAGGAGGAGAUCUUUGGACCCGUUCAGUCCAUCUUCAAGUUCAGCUCAUUGGAGGAGAUUAUCGAUCGUGCCAAUAAUGUGCAAUAUGGUCUGGCUGCUGGCGUCAUCACCAAUGACAUCAAUAAGGCAAUGAAGUUUGCCAACAACGUCGAUGCCGGCUCCGUCUGGAUCAAUUGCUAUGAUGCCGUGCUACCACAGACACCAUUCGGUGGCUACAAGCACUCCGGCAUUGGACGUGAACUGGGCAAGGAUGGCCUGGACAACUAUUUGGAGAACAAGACCAUUACCAUGAAACUAUUGUAAACAAUUUUGUUAUUUGUAUAUGGAAUAUAUUUUUGUAUUUUA
Messenger RNA from Drosophila grimshawi, 1607 nucleotides. RefSeq names its product aldehyde dehydrogenase, mitochondrial. Bases 108 to 1565 code for a protein of 485 amino acids. Gene Ontology annotation, molecular function: aldehyde dehydrogenase (NAD+) activity. Lineage: Eukaryota; Metazoa; Arthropoda; Insecta; Diptera; Drosophilidae. The record is from RefSeq and is a predicted model, not a curated record. The transcript has 6 exons.